UACAUAUAGUGUAUGUAUGGUCUGUGAAAAUUAGGACAACUUAGGGAGAUGGUCAAUGUAGGGAGAUGGUCAACUAUGAUGGUUUUACUGUAGUUUUUUCCCCAUGCCAUCACUCUGCUGAACACUUAAUUCCUACAGCACUGUCUCAUUUCUCCUCUGUCUAAUCUUCUAGUCUUUCUUAUUAUCUUCUCCUAUUGGAGAAUAUUUAUCCAUUGUUGUUUGUAAUUUAUGAUUAAUGAUUGUAACUGUGAUUUAUAACCUAUGACCUAUUACUUGCUGUUUAUAUGUACAAUGUGAACUUCUGCACCGGAGACAAAUUCCUUGUGUGUCCAAUCACACUUGGCCAAUAAAGAAUUCUGUUCUAUCCUGUUCUUAAUAAACAUAGCAUGCAAAAACAAAGCUGGAAUUUCAACCCUUCAUGGAUAGAAGGCACCAAUUUUGCUGAGUGUGUCAUGAGAUAAUUGCAUUAUUUUAAUAAGGGAAAUGCUGGACUUGCAAAGCUGAUGUGUACAAGCAACCUCUACCAUGACAUGCAUUUUUGUGGUUUUAAUGAUUAUGGCAUUAAAAAUAACAAACACAAUAAUUUCUUCCCUUUUGUUCAUCUAGAUUAUAAUUUAAUUAUUAGAUUUUUAUCCCACCCUUAAUUAUUUUAUAAAUAACUCAAAGCAGCAAAUAUGCCUCACAUUCCUUCUUCCUCCUAUUUUCCCCAGAACAACACUUUGGGAGAAGGAUUGAGCUGAGACAGAGUGACUGGCCCAAAAUCACCCAGCCGGCUUUUGUGCCUAAGGCAGGAUUAGAACCCACUUCUCCUGGUUUAAACACUUUCUAAAAGUACAGCUGAAAAGAAUUUGAAUUAUAAAGCAGCACUAGACAAAACAGUUAUUUGAACUUGUUAAAAAGCACCACCAUAAGCCUCUUUGUACUCUCUUUCAUUCCUUCUAUCUAUUCAGCAGUUUAUUUGAGUCUUAUAUUCAAUAUGUAAGUUGGGCGUAGGUGUGUGUAUACGGGGUGUAUGUGUACGUACAUUUGUGAUAUGUGUGUGUAUCAUCAUUCGUCAUCAUUUUAGCCAUUGUCUCUCCACUCCAGGAUGAAGUGAAACGUCUUCAAAGAAAAAAGCACUUUUGGGACCACCAUACCUGGAUAACCGAGAAUCUCCAUAGAUAUUCAGCUUCAUAAAAUCAGCUCUUCAAUAAGAAUUCAGAUGACGGAUUCAGAUCCUCAGUCGCAUAUUCUAUGAAUGUGUCUGAAGAGAACUGAGGCUAUGGUGACCGAAAGUGAAAUAGAGAAGAAUCCAUUUACUGACAAUAUUACCCUCUUAGCCGAAAAGCUGAAACAAAUCUCCUUGGAUUGUCCUGGCCAGUUCAAUAUUCACUCGUUGAAGAUCUCUUCUCAAUUUGGUUGUCUCAGACAGCAUUCUUUGACCAACUCUCACCAAGUAAUCCAUAUCCAAAGUUUGAAUUAUGCUCCUGAACGGUCAGAGAAGACAAUGAUAAAAAUUCAGAUGCCUGGAAUCCAAAUGCCAAUUGGUGAUCCACUGCCUAUUCCAAUCCCCAAGCUUUCAAUAGGUCCUUUGUCAGACAUAUCAAGAGAAAAAUGCAAGCAGUCUGCCAUAAGAUCUAAAGGUGCUACUAUUGAGUCAGAGAAGAAAGAAGCAUUUCUAUUUUAUGUUCUUUCUGUUGUCAUGUUACCACUCACUGGAUCUGAAGGCAGAAAAAUCUUGGAGAGAAACACAGAUCUUGGAAGAAACUGGACAUCUCAAUCUUCCUGCCUCCCAAUUAUUCCAUUGUAUGUUCAGAAACAUUGCUAAAAAUGAAGGCAGAGAUGCUACCUUCUCUUUCCAGAAUCGACUAAUCUCAAGCAAAGCAUAAGCACAAGAGUAGCCACCUUUUAUUGCCCUGCUAACUUACAAGCCACCAUCUAUGAUGUAGGUUUAGCAUUCUUUCGUGUGCAGAAGAUCUGAAAAAGCCAGAUUAUGUAGCUGGAGUGUAAGAAAUUAAGCUAGAUAUACUAAAAAAUUAGAUCAGAUACAUAAAAUCUAUUAGGCAUUACUGAGAAGUAAGAUGUGCUGUGUAAGCAAUAAAAAGUAAUAUUGCAAUCAAA
Messenger RNA from Crotalus tigris (Tiger rattlesnake), 2100 nucleotides. RefSeq lists its product as uncharacterized. Lineage: Eukaryota; Metazoa; Chordata; Lepidosauria; Squamata; Viperidae. The record is from RefSeq and is a predicted model, not a curated record. The coding region runs from base 1238 to 1807 and encodes 189 amino acids. The transcript is spliced from 5 exons.